Molecule: messenger RNA, 3787 nt
Organism: Seriola dumerili (greater amberjack)
Lineage: Eukaryota; Metazoa; Chordata; Actinopteri; Carangiformes; Carangidae
Gene: aoc2
Product: primary amine oxidase, liver isozyme-like
Exons: 5
Coding region: 53-2329 (758 amino acids)
Biological process (GO): amine metabolic process
Cellular component (GO): plasma membrane
Molecular function (GO): copper ion binding; primary methylamine oxidase activity; quinone binding
Source: RefSeq, a predicted model, not a curated record
UUGCCCUGCCUCGGACUCAUUCCUCUCCUCUCCUUCUCCGAGCCCGAGCGUAAUGACAGAGCGGAGAAUGAACUCACUAAUGAAAUGGGCGCUCAUCCUCUUCGUCCUCGUGUCCAUCAUUCUCAACAUCGUCUUGAUCGGCAUCCACUCCAAGAGGGCCCCUAAAUGUUCCGCUCAGCGCGUCCACCCGCUGCGGGGCAAGCACGACGACCGCAGCCUUAUCUUCGCGGAUCUCACCCGAGAGGAGUACUUACAGGUCCAGCAGUACAUGCUCAAGCAGAAAGACUUGGACAUAUCCAGCAACCAGAUCACCAAGCCAUCGGAAAAUUUCCUGUUCCUAAUAGACCUCUCACUGCCAAAGAAAGCAGACGCGCUGGCUUACUUGGACAACGAAGACAGCAAGCCCACUAGAGAGGCAACGGUGGUGGUCUUCCACGGCGCCAAAGGCUACAUCAAGGAGUACGUUGUGGGGCCUCUUCCCAACCCGAUAUACCACAGAGAUGUCACCAGCGAAAGGUACAAGACGGAGCUGCCUCUCUCUGCGCGCACGGUCACCAUCGGGGAGUAUGCCUUGCUUUUCCAGUUUUUUGAGACUGAGGUCUUUUCCAAACUGGAGCAGCUCAUGAAAGAGAGUUUCGACGUGGACCAGCACAAGAGGCUGGACACGUUCGAGCAGAUGCCUCGAGGAGUCCGAUCCGGGGACAGAAAGACCUGGGUGUCUUUCUUCAGGGGUGUGAGCGGCAUGUACAUACACCCGGUGGGCUUCGAGGUGCUGGUCAACCACGAGAGCGUUAACGUGUCCGGCUGGAAAGUUGAGCGGCUAUUGUAUAAUGGCCAGUACUUCGACACGGUGGAAGACCUUAAACAGAAAUAUAAUGCUGGCUCUGUUAGGAAAAUAGUUUACAAGGAGUCCCCUGACUAUGGCUCUCUGAAACCCAGGAACAAGCCUCUGGAAAUCGGCCCACAGCUGUUUUAUCCAAACGGGGCGCGCUAUAGUGUCAGCAAGAACCACGUCCUGUACCUGGGCUGGAGCUUUGCCUUCGGGCUGAGCUCUCUCACAGGCAUGAGGGUGUUUGAUGUGCGGUUCAAGGGUGAGAGGAUCGUCUACGAGCUGAGCGUGCAGGAGGCCAUGUCGGUGUAUGGCUCUGUGACGCCGGGGAUGAUCCUCACCAAGUUUCUAGAUUCGAGCAUCGGGAUAGGACGCUUUGCACACGAACUAGUCCGUGGCGUGGAUUGUCCCUAUGAAGCCACCUAUGUAGACACAUAUCGUUACAUUGAUGUCCCAGCCCCGGUCUUAUUCAGGAAUUCAAUCUGCAUCUUUGAGCACAACAUGGGUCAGCCCCUGCGGAGGCACUUCUCUGACUUCUUCCACAACAGUUAUGGAGGGAUGGUGAACAGCGCUUUAGUGUUCAGAACGAUCACAGCCAUAGGAAACUACGACUACAUGUGGGAUUUCAUCUUCUACCAGAGCGGAUCAGUGGAGGCCAAGGUGCACGCCACAGGCUACAUCUCCUCCUCUUAUCUGGUGGACGGUAGUCGGAAACAUGGGCACCAGGUGGCAGAAAAGGUCCUUGGGAACAUCCACACCCACUUCAUCAAUUUCAAAGUUGACCUGGAUGUGUUGGGAGUGAAGAAUGUAUUCCAGACCAAAGACAUGGAGUACGUUAAUGUUUCACUGCCGUGGAUGCCUGAUCACUAUGCUAUGGUCCCUCAACUGGUGGAGAAUCAGCUCAAAACAGAACAGGAGGCAGCUCUACGUUACAAUACCAAGACUCCUCGCUACCUCCAUAUUGCCAGCAACAAAACCAACCGCUGGGGUCACCAACGCUCCUACAGGCUGCAGGUGUUCAGCUUCACAGGGGACCACCUGCCAGAGAGCCAGGUAGAGGAGAGGGCCAUGUCCUGGGCUAGGUAUAAGGUUGCUAUCACCAAGCAUAAGGACAUAGAGCAGACCAGCAGCAGUCUGUACAGCCAAAACAACAUCUGGACUCCAGCUGUUGACUUCAGCAAGUACAUUGAAGACAAUGAAAGCAUUGAAGGCGAGGACUUAGUUGCCUGGGUGACCACUGGUUUCCUCCACAUUCCUCACUCUGAAGACAUCCCCAAUACGGUGACCGUGGGCAACGGGGGCGGGGUCAUACUGCGGCCCCACAACUACUUUGACGAGGAUCCAUCCAUCCACUCUAGUGAUGGGGUGUACAUUGGCCCGGGCAGCGAGGACAGCUGUGACAACAACAGAAUGGCAUGCCUUGCUCAAGAGAUGUGCAGCCCUGUGUUGGAGCCCUUCACCUACCAUGGCUUUGAUGGUGUCAUGAAGUUUGAGGUCUGAUGUAUUGAUCACUGCUAAGUAAUAGCUUUAAAGCUUGAUACCCUUUCAGAAUUGGGCUUCACGAAGCUUGUGUCAAUUUUAACAUGUUGAUUAUUUGUUUCACAUGUGUUUUAAGCUGGACCAGGCAAGAGGUUGCAUGAAGGAAUUUUUCAAUAUUUUUGAGAUUAUGCUGUCUUCCUGAGAAUGUGAUGAUAAGAUUGAUACCACUAUCAUAUCUGCGUGUUAAGUCCAUACAAGCAGGAUGUAGUGAGCCUAGCUUAGCCUACUGACUGGAAGCAGGAGGAAACAGCCUGGCUCUGUCCAAAGUUAAUAAAUCUGUCUAUUAGGGAAGUGGGAAAACAAUUCACCUCAAAAUUCUUAGCACCUGGAUAAUGUGAAGCACCUGGAUAAUGUGAGAUAGAGUUAUCUUGUUCUUCAUCUUCAAAAAUGGAAAGUGUUUGGGCUCAUUCUGGAUUUAAUAACUUCAUAAUUAGCUUUUCAUGAUACCUCAUUGCUCAGAGUCCAACACACACUGCAGCACUAAAUUCACAGACAUCUCUAGUCAGUUUGUUUCAUUUCAAAAGCCCUGUGCGUUCAGUGUUUGGUUAAUGAAGGUUUUCCCUGGUGCUGCAGAAGUUGUUACAUUUCAUACUGCUUUUCACUCGAUUAAGAGCGUGAAAAUAGUGGACCCCUUUCUAUUUACUUAAUCAGGUUUGAAUCAAGAAUCAAUUCCAGAUCUAAUUAUGGCACCAAGAAUCAGACAUUUAGCACUGUGGUCCCUGCACAGUGCUCACAGACCAUAUAUUAACAGACCAUUAAUCAGGGAGCUUUACAGGUGUGGUUGGUGUUUUUAAAGUUUGGGCAAAAAGAUCUUCAUUCAUUUUUUUUCUACAUUUAUGAAAUGAAAAUGUGAAUUUGUCAUUAUUUGAAUAAAAACACAAAGUUGUUGUUAUUAGGUUAGCAGGAAUAAGGGUUAUACUUGUGGAAAAGUUAUUGCUUUAGUUACUUAUAAUGACAAUACUAUUCACUGUGAGCUGACAUUUUAUUAGUAAUUGUUUCCUGGGAUUCAUUUAUCAAAACCAUAUGAAUAUAUCCCCAGAAAUGUGAUCAAUGCUUUGAGAUUUUACAAAGAGGCUCCAAUCAUCAGCAUCACUCUCUUCUAGAUUAUGUUCAAUUCUUUAUCUUUAUAUGCCAGAACCUUUUUUUUUUUAGCAUGAAGUCAAAAUGUAAUACCAUUGUGAAACACACAAACCUUUUUUUCUCUUUCUUAUUUUCUUUCUGAUGAACUGCUGUGAUAUGAACUGUGAUGUAUGCAUUGUUACCUCACAGUGUACAGUCAGAUGUGUCUAAAUAAGCUGUAUCAUUCAGUCCAAAGCAGGAUCACUCUGAAGUAGCUCAAGGCUGUGACUAUUGAACCUAUUCUUCGACAGCACAACAUUCUGAGGAAUUGUGUUUCUCUCCUUGUUUUUUGUUGUUGUU